This is a messenger RNA of Eimeria mitis, 849 nucleotides long. RefSeq lists its product as uncharacterized. The coding region runs from base 1 to 849 and encodes 282 amino acids. NCBI's taxonomy places the organism in Eukaryota, Apicomplexa, Conoidasida, Eucoccidiorida, Eimeriidae. The transcript has a single exon. Gene Ontology annotation, molecular function: structural constituent of ribosome. The record is from RefSeq and is a predicted model, not a curated record. Gene Ontology annotation, cellular component: mitochondrial large ribosomal subunit.
AUGCUGCGCAACGCGUCUCUUUUUGGGAAGUAUUUGCGGUGUUUGGGUCGAGGAGCGCAGAAGGGGUUUAAGAAGAAGCAGAUCCUCCCACCUAUACCUGUGAAGGCGUACGGGCGUCCGCCUUCUGCUGCUUCUCAGUGCGGUCUAUUCCACGACGAGGACUACAACUACUACACAAAGAUAUCCUUCUCCUUGCGGAAGCACCGGCGCAAGCUGAAGCCAAAUGUACUCAAAAAGGACUUUGAGUCCGAAGGUUUGAAUACAGUUGUGAAAAACUUAAAAGUUACGACUUCAGCGCUCCACGCAAUCGACGACGCGGGAGGACUGGAUGAGUAUUUGCUGCGGACGCCCCCGGAAGAGCUGCGCAGCGUCCUUGGGGAAAAGAUGAAGGCGGUAAUUCGGUUUUACGACCGAAAUCCUGAAGUUAAGCAGUGGGCACUCCCGUGGAAAUCAUUUGCUAGCGCUGCUGCUCGUGCUGAUCCUUGCCACGCGCUAUACAAACACCUCAGGGGCAAGGAGUUGUACGAAAUGCGAAUGCGAGAAGAGCAGCGGCGUUACUCUCCUUACUUUCUACCCAGCCCGCAGAGCAUGCACCCCAUGAGGCAGCCUUUUCCUGAUGGCGCUGCAGACCCUCAGCUGCCCCACCUUGGCUGGGCAGUGAACCCGGUAGAGGCGAAGGCAUUGCGGCGACGCCUUGGGAUGGCUGUGAACCAAGUGAGGGCUCAUGCAUCCCACGAGGAAGCAGACGGAUUCCGCACGGGAAAUAACAGAGGAGGCGGCGGACAGAGCGGCUCGUCGCUCAGAAAACGCUCAAAGACGCACAAGUGGAGGGAGAUUCGGGCCUACUGA